This is a messenger RNA of Capsicum annuum, 1514 nucleotides long. RefSeq names its product protodermal factor 1. The transcript has 3 exons. Bases 101 to 1258 code for a protein of 385 amino acids. Lineage: Eukaryota; Viridiplantae; Streptophyta; Magnoliopsida; Solanales; Solanaceae. The record is from RefSeq and is a predicted model, not a curated record.
AUCAUUAUGCAUCAGUUAAACUCUUUAACCCCCUCACCCCCCACCCCCAACCCUCCAUCCUCUCUACUUCCUGUCAUUCAGCUCUUGAGAGCAAAACAAGAUGGAGAAGAAGAGAAGCAAACAGAUUUCUCUAAUCCCGUGGGUUAUAAUUGCUGCAUUGCUCUUGCGGAAUUUGGUCACUCCUGUCAUUUCAUGCAGAACUUCGCGAACACCUCCAUCACAUGGCUCAGGAGGUGGUGGCUCAGGUAAACCACCUUCUCGAGGAAAACCUUCGCAUGGAAGCGAUAAGCAUGGACGAACACCACCUGCUAACUGUGGUAAUCCGCCAAGUGGAGGGGGCGGCCAAACUCCCACCCCAGCUCCUCCCGAAGGAGGAGCUGGAGGUGGUUACUCUACGCCAUCCCCUCCAACUUCUGCUGGAAGUCCUCCAAGUACUCCAACACCAAGCACGCCGGAUAUCUCCGUACCAUCGCCUCCAACUGAUCCCAAUGCACCACCUUCAGGAGGGGUCGGUUACUAUCCGUCCCCUCCAACUUCUAAUGGAACCCCACCAAGCCCGGAUACACCGAGCAUUCCCAAUAUAUCCACACCUCCAGCUCCAUUUGAUCCCAAUGCACCACCUUCUGGAGGGGGAGGAUACUAUCCCUCCCCUCCAACUUAUGGUGGUACCCCUACCACACCAACUACUCCUAUAAUUGGCCCUGGAACUCCGAGCAUUCCCGAUAUAUUCACGCCUUUAGCUCCAUUUGACCCCAAUGCACCACCUUCGGGCGGGUACUAUCCCUCCCCUCCAAGUUUUGCUACCCCUAGUACCCCUAGUAUACCCAUAAUUCUCCCACCAAUUACUCCUAUCAUCAACCCGGGCACUCCUGGUAUCUACAUACCUCCACCUCUAUUCGAUCCCAACUCACCACCUUUCUCAAUCGAUUACUGGAGGACUAACCCGGCUUUAAUAUGGGGCUUGUUUGGCUGGUGGGCAACUGUUGGUAGUGCAUUUGGUGUAGCUGGUACUCCGGGGAUCGGGCCAAACUUCAACCUGCUGCAAGCACUUUCAAACAAUCGUUCCGAUGGUGUUGGGGAACUCUACAGGGAAGGAACAGCUUCUUUGCUGAACUCCAUGGUGAGCAAGAAGUUCCCUUACACUACUAAACAAGUUAGAGACAAUUUUGUUGCAGCACUUAGUUCAAACAAGGCUGCAGCAGCUCAGGCAGCGCGAUUCAAGUUAGCCAACGAAGGUAGAUUCAAGCCCAGAGCUUGAAAAAAGCCCGUAUCAAUCAUUCUGAUUCUAUGUAUGGACAUUUGGUCAUCAUCUUGUUCAUUCUUAAUAGUGAUGUAUGCAGCUAAGGUAUCCUAAAAGAUCGGUAGACUUGAAAGUCUCCUUGUAUCUUGCAAUUAUGUUCAGUUUCAUUAUGAUUUCUAGUGAGUUCAGUUUAGGUGUUGAUGUUUAAUGUUUCAAGAGGAUACUAACUCAUGAUCAAGUAUUUGUAAAAAUAAAAUAUUACUUUGAUGUGUUA